AUGCUUCCAACUAUCACUACUACUAAUUCUUCUCCUUUGUUUCAACCUCAUCAGCAUGUUCCUUCUCAUUUUAAUGCUCUUAUUUAUGCUCUUGAACGAGAUCAAGCUCAUCAAAGAAGGGGGAGUAUCGAGCAAAAUCAACAACAACCUCUUUUGAGUGUUAAGGUUGAGCUUGAUCAGCUUAUUCUUAGUAUUCUUGAUGACCCUUCUGUGAGUAGGGUUAUGAGAGAAGCUGUUUUUCAAAGUGUUUCUGUUAAAAAUAACUUAACAGAAAGAAGCUCUUUAAACUCUAAGCUUUCUGUUUUUCAUUCUUCUUCUUCACCUUCUCUUAGUCAUAAUAACCAUUUCUCGAGUUCUUAUGGUUAUGGUUACGAUUAUGGUUAUGGUUCAGUUCUUUUUUCUCCUCAGAAGAAACCACAAGUGUUUAACAAUAAUAAUGGUAAUAAUCCUAGAGAUGAUGUUAAUGUUAACCUUGUUUUUGAUGUUCUUUUGAGGAAGAAGAAGAGAAACAUUGUGAUAAUCGGUGAUACCGUUGCGUUAACCGAAGGACUAAUUGGUGAGUUGAUGGAAAGAUUUUAG
Vicia faba (fava bean) is the source of this 579-nucleotide messenger RNA. The record is from the annotation of a GenBank genome assembly. Lineage: Eukaryota; Viridiplantae; Streptophyta; Magnoliopsida; Fabales; Fabaceae.